Rhopalosiphum maidis (corn leaf aphid) is the source of this 420-nucleotide messenger RNA. RefSeq lists its product as uncharacterized. Bases 1 to 420 code for a protein of 139 amino acids. The transcript has a single exon. Lineage: Eukaryota; Metazoa; Arthropoda; Insecta; Hemiptera; Aphididae. The record is from RefSeq and is a predicted model, not a curated record.
AUGCCAAACUCUGAGCUGUUUGUUCUUAGAUGUAUUCAGCCAUCGGUUAAUGCUAUCUUAGUUGAUGAACAAUAUGGUUUUAGGCCUAUCCGUUCUGCUACUACACAAUUUGUAUUUAAUCUGAUAGUUUUUUAUAAUUUUAAAUUGGAGGCCAUUGAAAAGCGAACUUGGGUGAAUGUUAUUUUUACAGAUUUCUCCAAAGCGUUUGAUCGAAUAGACCAUAAAAUACUAAUUGAAGUUCUAUAUAAAACUGGAUUUGGGAGCCUAUUCUAUCUUGAUUCAAAUCUUAUUUAUCUUCUGGUAGGGUCCAUUAUGUUAAAGUCUUACGAUAUAAAUCUGAAACAGUUUGUGUACCUUCAGGUGUUCUUCAAGAGGGGCACUUAUCCCCGUUGUUAUUUUCUUUAUUGGUUGAUGGUCUAA